Molecule: messenger RNA, 7806 nt
Organism: Cavenderia fasciculata
Lineage: Eukaryota; Evosea; Eumycetozoa; Acytosteliales; Cavenderiaceae
Gene: talB
Product: talinB
Exons: 3
Coding region: 1-7806 (2601 amino acids)
Biological process (GO): cell-cell adhesion; cytoskeleton organization
Cellular component (GO): plasma membrane; cytoskeleton
Molecular function (GO): actin filament binding
Source: RefSeq, a predicted model, not a curated record
AUGUCUCUUACAUUAAAGAUUAAAAUUGUUAGAGACAAUCAGGUCAAGGCGAUGAAAUUCGCUCCAACCAUGUUUGUUCAUGAAGCAUGUCAACAAAUCCGUGAAAGAAUUAAUGAUACAGGUGAUGACCACGGUCUCUUUCAACCGGGUGUUGAAGGCAAGAGACCAUCACGUUGGUUGAAAAUGGAUAAAUCUCUCCAAUCCUAUGAUUUAAAGAUGAAUGAUGAAUUAGAUUAUAAAAAGAAACAUAGAGCCUUAAAAGUACGUUUAAUGGAUGAAACAUUAAAGACAUUGUUGGUAGAUGACAGUUUGACAGUUGGAGAGAUUGUAGAGAUUGUUGGUAAGAGAAUUGGUAUCAAGAACCACGAAGAAUUCUCUUUGCAACCAGAAGGCAGCAACGAUUGGUUGAAUCAUGCCCAAGCACUCCACGAACAGGGUGUCUCUGACGAAGCCAUUGUAUUGCUCAAAAAGAAGUUCUUUGUCGACGAUUUCAACGUCAACCGUGACGACCCCAUCCAAUUGCAUUUGGUGUAUGUGCAGUCACGUGAUGCCAUCGUCUCUGGCUCGCAUCCAUGCUCGUACGAUGAGGCCAUCCAAUUCGCCGCCCUCCAAUCGCAAAUUCAAUUGGGCAAUCACAACACUGCCGUUCACAAGCCCGGAUAUUUAAAGAUCAAAGAGUAUAUGCCACCAUCGUUCCACAAGAAAAAGGAUGCUGAAAAAGACAUUUACAAGGAAUUCAGAAAGCUCGUUGGUAUGACCGAGUCCAACUCCAAGUUCCGUUAUGUUCAACUUUGUCGUUCCCUUAAAACUUAUGGUAUCACUUUUUUCCAAACAAAGGAAAGAGUAAAAGGACAAAAGAAACCAUUACCAAAAUUAUUGGGUAUUACUAGAGACUCUAUUUUGAGACUUGAUGCAGAGACUAAAGAGGUUGAGCAUGAAUACCCAUUGAACCAUCUACGUAGAUGGGCAGCUUCGCCAGCUUCGUUUACUCUUGAUUUUGGUGACUAUGAAGAAGACUAUGUGUCGGUCAUUACCACCGAAGGUGAGGCAAUCUCUCAGUUGCUGUCUGGUUACAUUGAGAUUUUAAUGAAGAAGCGUAAAGACACGAGUGUUGUGGUCGAGGAGAACGACAGCGACAUUGCAUCGGUCGAGUCGAUUGGUCGUAUCAAGGGCCAGUCUUCACAGACCACCACAUCGUCGUCGUUGUCUGGUAUGGAUGGACACGGCGGUCGUGAGGGUCAGUACCAGGUACCCGGCCAGUCAAUCGGCUACCGUGGUGGUUUGGGUGGUCCACUCUCGAUCAAGGUGACCAACAUUGACAGCGCUUCGGCUGCCGUUGCCAAUCUCCUCAACGAGAUGGAGUUGGCUCCCGACUCUGUGAUUGGUGCCAAGUCAUCACUCACCCCACAACAAUGGCGUCAACAAUUGGCUAUCCACGCCAAGGCUGUUGCUGCCGCUGCCGGCAAGUUGCUCGGCAACCUCAACAACCCCAACGGCAUGGACCGUGGCCAACUCGACGCCAACUCCAAGGACGUUGCUCUCACCAUCGAUCAACUCGUCCACGCUGCCCGUGCUGCAUCCAUUGCCUCGGGUGAAGAUCCUGAUGGCGAGAUGCCCCUUUUCGACGGUGCUAAAGCUGUCGCAGAGGCCAUUAGCAAGCUCCUCAAGGCCACCAAGGAAAUCUCCUCCAACCCCAACGACGAGAACGCCAAGAACCUCGUUCAACAAGCUGCCGAACAGUUGCGUCUCAUGACUGCCUAUUUGGACGGUGCUUGCAACGGCAAUAUCACCGAUCAAGGUACACUCCGUCUCUUGCUCGAGUCGGGCAAGGCUAUCGCCGCCGCCACCCAAGAUCUCGUCAACCAGUCGCGUGUCUAUGCCCCACAAAUCGCCGACAAUAUCCGUCGUAACCACUUUAACGGUGCCAACGACGAGGUUAUGCGUGCUGGUGUCACUGCAUCGGCCACGGCACAAGCUUUGGCUGCCACUAUCCUCGACCCAAGUUGUCGUAAUCAAGUCAACCAAUCUGCCAAGUCUGCACAAGACGCCAUCAACAUGUUGCUCGCCUCGGCCAAGGCUGCUGGUAUCGAGCCAAGCGCUCUCGAGCGUAUGCGUGCUGCCGCCAAGAUCAUCGCCGAUGCCUACGGCCAUCUCUUGCAAUCGGCCGAUCUCGCCCUACCCAAGGGUGGCGACGACGUUGAGUUUUCCAACGCUGCCAAGUCGAUCCUCGGUGCCACCGCCCAAUUGCUCGGUUCACAAGGACGUCCAGAUGUCAUUCUCGGUGCCUCCAAGUCGAUUGAAGAGUCAAUGAUCCACCUCAUUGCCGGUGCCAAGCGUGCCACACUCAAGACUGACGACCCCGCCGUUCGUGAGCGUCUCAUUCAAUGCUCCAAGGCUGUCGCUGAAGCUGCCCGUCAUCUCGUCGAGGUUGCCCAGUUUGCUGCCGAGAAUCCAGAGGACAAGACCGCCUUUGCCAAGUUGCAAGAGGCUUCCAAGCGUCUCGCCAUGGCCACCAAGCAGCUCGUAGGUGACGCUGGCAAGGAAGAGGCAUUCACUGCACUCCGUACCAACGCCAAGCUCGCCUGUGCUGCCACCACUGGUCUUGCCACCACCUCCAAGCAGGUCACACCAUCUCUCCCAGACGCUGACGCUGCCCGUGUCAGCAACGCCAUUGCCAAGGCCAACCAAGAGGUUACCAACCUUCUCCAAGCCAUCGCUAGAAGCCAGGCCAACCCCAACGACCUCGCAUCACAAAAUGCUUUGGUCGACCAGGUCAAGAUCUCUGCACCCAUUGCCUACCAACUCGUUGCCGACGCCAAGGCAUCGAUCCCCAAGGUACAAGACCCAGUCCUCAAGAACGAGCUUACCAACAGCUCUGUCGUGGCCGGUGAUGCCAUCAAGGCACUCCUCGACUCUGUCCAAGACCUCACCUCGGCCGUCGGUCAACAAGAGUUUGACGAUGCACUCGAGCAGGUACAAGCCCUCGAGGCUGAAAUGGAGGCCCAAUCCUAUGCCGCCCAAAACGGCCUUCUCCAAUCACUCCCAGGUCAAACCCGUGAGAAUGCCAUGGAGUUGUUGAACGUCGCUGCCCGUGCACUCGGAAAUGCUGCCAAGCAAGUCUUGUUGCAGUACAAGACCUCGCCCGAUCAACUCGGAAACACCUCUCGCGACCUCUCUAGCGCUGUCGCUCAGGUCACCAACGCCGCCAAGGCUGUCUCUGCCACCUCGCAGAACCGUUCCGUGCAACGUUCGGUACUCGGUGCUGCCAAGCAGAUUACCACCGAGUCUGCCAAUCUUGUCAGUUGUGCUCGUGCCGUCUCCUCCAACCCAGGUGACGCACCACUCGAGCUUGCCCUCCAAUCGUCUGUCAAGUCGAUUGCCGAGGCUCUUGCCGCUUUGCUCGCCACCUCCAAGGGAGGUGACCCAGGAGGCAAGGAGUUGGACGAAGCUAUCGAGCAGAUCAAGAACGAUAUGAAGCGUAUCAACAACCCACCAGUCAAUCUUGGUGGCGAGUAUGGUAUCAACUCUGAACGUGCCAUCUCUUCGAGCAAGGCAUUGAUGGCCGCCACCUCACAAACUGCCGCCAACGCCCGUUCCAAUCCAUCGGCUCUCGGCGCAUCCUCCAAGACUUCUUCAUCAACCUUUACCCAGUUGGUUGAUACUAUCAACGUUGCUACUGGCUCGUGUCCAAACAAACCAUUGGCUUCAGAGAUUGCCAAGCUCUCGACACAGUUGGGUCACGACUCUAUCAAGUUGCUCCAAGCAUCACGUUUUGCUGCCGCCCGUCCAGGUGAAGGUGAAGCCGAGUUGUCCAACUCGCAAACCACCGUACAAAACACACUCAAGGCUAUGAUCCACACGAUCCAAUCGGCCGUACCAGGUCAAGCCGAGAUUGCAGAGGCCAUCGAGAUUGUCAAGCAAUGUAUCGUCCAAUUAAACUCUGGUGACAUUAACAAUGCCAUCGUGUCGGACGCUCUCAAGGAGUUGGCCAAGGCUGCCAAGGAAUUGGCCGAUCACAGCUCACAAGUUGUCGUCAGCAAGUCGCAAUCUGAGCGUAUGGGUGCCAACUGCAAGUCUGCAGCCAAGGAUCUCAAGUACAUUGUCGAAUGCACCAAGUCUGCCAUCUACGGCACCUCUGGUGAACAACACCCAGACAGUUUGGUCACUUUGGCCGGCAAGCUCGAGUCUGCCUCCACCAUCUUGGCUGCCUCGUGCAACAAGCGUCAAUUGGCCGACCAAGACCGCAAGGAUGCCGCCAUCAACGCCAAGAACCUCGCUCUCGGUGUCCAAAACCUCAUGAAUGCUGCACGUAAGCUCUCAGAGACUGCCAAGAAUGCCGGCAACAUGGAAGCCAGCAAGCAAAUCUUGUUGGUUGCCCAAAACGUCGCCAACGACUCGACCAAGCUCAUCAACCAAGCCAAGUCUGUUGCCUCUGGUACCCUCGCCGACCAAGAACAAGUCGCCGAAGCCAAGCGUGGUAUCACUGAACAUAUCCGUGAAUUGCUCAAGGUUGUUGAAGGUGUUGAUACUGGUUCAACCGUCUCUAUUGACCUCGACUCUCUCUCUCCAUCUGAACAAGCCUUACUCGAUGCCUCACGUUCAACUGCCAACUCCAUGUCACAAUUCAUGUCUGUUAGCAAGACAGUUUCAACUGGUACCAAGGAUCCAAACGUUCAUCAUCAAUUCUCAAAUGCUGCUCAAUCAGUUUCUGCUGCCGUUCAAAGUUUGUUGGCUGCCAUCAAUGGUAUGCGUCCAGAACAAAAAGAGAUUGACGAGUCUAUUGAGAUUAUCCAACAAGCUGUUGUUGACUUGGACUCUGCUUCACUCAAUGCUGCUAUUGGUUUGCUCGAAAACACUGCACCACCAGGCAAGACUGCUCAAGGAUGUCAAGAAGAUUUGGUUGAAGUGUCGCGUGAACUCGCCACUGCCAUGAAGGUAUUCUUGGCCGCCCCCAAGCAAGACCCACAAAACCUUGGAAAGAGUGCCAAGGACACUGCACACAUUCUCCCCAAGAUUGUCAGUAUCUCCAAGCAACUCGCUUCACUCACCACCAACCCAGACAUUAAACAAACUCAAUUACAACUCUCCAAGAAGCUUGCUGAUAAUAUGCUCGAGUUGAUGAUUGCUGCCAAGAGUGGAGAUGUUUCAGAUUCCAAGCAAGCAUUCAAUGCAUCACAAGCUAUUGCCGAUAUCUUGACCAGUGUAAAGGGAGGUGUUAUGCAAUCACGUGACUGUGACGAAGCUAUUGCUACCAUUAACAAGUCAAAGGAGAUGCUUACCAAGCCUGCCAAUGACACCCAUGGCAAGACCUACCAAGAGUACAAGGUCGAGAUGACCGAGAUUGCCAAGUCUCUUGCCCUCGGUAUUUCGGCCUUGGCCAACGCCGCAAAGUCUAGACCAGAAGAGAUUGGUGCCAACUCGAUCAAGGUUGGUUCGAUCAUCCCACGUCUUGUCGAGACUGCUCGUUCGACCGCUGCCGCCACCAACGACACCCAAGCCAAGCAAAAGUUGCUCGACUCUACCGCCGGUAUUGUUGACGGAACCGCCAAGAUUGUGCAAGAUGCCAAGCUCGCUUCGGCCGAUCACACCAACAACGAGUUGCAAGGCAAGAUCAACAACAACUUUAAGAAUAUCACUACGGCCAUUGCCAACUUGAUUUCUGCACUCAAGGCUGGUGCCACUGGUGACAGAGACAUUGAAACUGCCAUCAACAACAUCACUCACGUCACUACUGAUUUGGAUGCCGCCUCGCUCUUUGCUGCUGCCGGUCAAGUCGAUGUUGACACUGAAGGAUACACCCCACAAUCCAUCCAAGAGGAGAUUGCCAAGUUGACCGAAGAAGUACUCCAAGCCAACGCCCAAUUGGUCGAUGCCUCAACCAAGACUGUUGAAGAUGUCGGUUUUGCCUCCAAGGCUCUCGCCAAUGCCAACGACCGUCUUGCCAACGCCGUCAAGAUUUGUGCCGCUCUCACCACUGACAAUGGCACCCAACAAUCUCUCCUCAACGGUGCCCGUAACGUCAGUUCUUCAUCGCAAGCCUCUGUCGUUGCCUCCAAGCACACCCAAAGAGACCCAUCACCAGCCAACAAGAACGCCCAAAAGAGUGCCACCAAGCAAUUGGAGGAGUCCAUUCAAUCAUUGUCUGGUCUUGCUCUCUCGUCCACCACCACCAAGGGUAUUCGUGAGCUCGACUCUGUCUCUGCCGAGAUUCGUAAGCAACUCUCUGUCUAUGACUCUCCAAACGGACCAUCCAACGACAAUGCCACUGCCGAAGAUGUUGUCAGCAGUGCCAAGACUUUGGCCGAAUCGAUUGCCUAUCUCGUCGGUAGUUGCAACAAUGCCCCAGAAGAGUUGGACGGUGCUAGCAAGAGUACCAUCGCCUCUGUCAAGUCGCUCCUCGCCAACGCCAAGGGAUCGACUCGUCUCACUGACGAUGCUGUCAUCCAACAAAACGUCACUGAGUCUGCCAAGGACGCUUCCAACAAGAUUUUGAAGCUCGUCUCUGCUGCCAAGGCCCAGAGAACCGAUCCAUCCAGCUCGGCCGCCCAACAAAAGUUGUCUGAAGCCUCGACCGAAGUGGCCGAAGCCAUCAACGAAGUUGUUACUGCCGCCGGAGACUUGCCAGGUGGUGAGAGAGCCAAGAAGCUCUUCCAAGCCGGUGAGAAUCUUGAAGAAAUCGCCGAAAAGGAGCUCAAGGCUGCUGCCCAGGUCAUUGAAGAGGCCACAGCCGCCUUGCUCAGAGCCAAGAAGAAACGUGAGGAGAGUCGUCAAGCCAGCGGUGUCGAUGAAGCCGGUAUCGAUGAAGCUAUUCUCGAAGCUGCCCGUGCCAUUACCUCUGCCACUGGUAUCCUCGUCAACUGUGCCACAGCCGUCCAACACGAGCUUGUCGUACAAGGCAAGUCCAAGGGUGGAAGUGGAAGCGUCUACCGUCGUGACCCAACCUGGGCCAACGGUUUGAUCUCUGCUGCCAAGGCUGUCGCCGGCUCUGUCCAAGGUUUGGUCGUGUCUGCCAACGACUCGACCCAAGGCAAGGCUGAAGAAGAGACUUUGGUCGCUUCAGCCCGUGGUGUCGCUGCUGCCACCGCCCGUCUCGUCUCGGCAUCUCGUGCCAAGGCCGACCUCAACUCUGCCACCAAUUCACAAUUGUCACAAGCUGCCAAGCAAGUGUCCAACGCCACCUCGCAACUUGUCGAAGCUGCCAAGUCGGUCGGAAAGGACGAGCCAGAAGCCACCUCGUUUGACCCAACUGGCAUGUCGUUUACCAACAUCAAGGUACACGAAAUGGAACAACAAGUCAGAAUCUUGAAGCUUAAAAAGGAAUUGGAGCAAGCUGAAAAGAGACUCUUUAGCAUGCGUAAGAAUGAAUACGCAACCAACACUGACAACACCCCACCACCCGAACAAGCUCCAGCACCUGCCCCAGUGCCAAAGCCAGCCCCAUCCAAUAUCGUAUUCAAAAAGCCAGCUGCUGCCCCAGGCUCACCUGCCAGACCACUCCCCGUUUCACCUGCCACUGGACAACCACUCCCCAAGAGACCAGUCUCCCAAACCCUUCAACAACCAUUAGAAUCUACACCAGCACCAGCACCAGCCCCACAAUCCACCUCACCAAGAUUGGCUGCUGGCUCCCAAAUCAUCCCACUCGCCGAACUCAAGAAAAAGCCAGCCAACUUGGAUCAAAAUAACCUCGAACUCUAUCUAAGCGAUGCAGAAUUUGCAACCCUUUUCAAAAUGCCAAGAGAUGAAUUUGCUAAAUUACCAACUUGGAAAAAGAAUAGUUUAAAAAAUGCUCAAGGUCUUUUCUAA